Molecule: messenger RNA, 2181 nt
Organism: Talaromyces stipitatus ATCC 10500
Lineage: Eukaryota; Fungi; Ascomycota; Eurotiomycetes; Eurotiales; Trichocomaceae
Exons: 6
Coding region: 1-2181 (726 amino acids)
Source: RefSeq, a predicted model, not a curated record
AUGGGGAUAUCAAAAGCAAAAACAGGUGCGCCGGCUCAACAACAGCCAUGUCAGCCAAGCGAGGGAAAAGGGUCUGGUCAGGCAGACGGUCUGAGAAGAGAUAUUCGAAAGGAUAUGCGAAUGAACUUGGUGAUGAGGGGUAGCAUCGACAAGGAGGAGAUUAUUCUGAGAUAUACCGAAGAUUAUCCUGAGAAGGCGGAUAAGAUUCGAGAUAUUGUACAUGGAUACGCAACUGUCCUCGAAGACAAAGCAGCCAGCAAAGUUGAUAAGUCGUCAGAGCCUGCAAACAUGCAGAUAGAAUCACCUAAGACAGAGGCUACAUCUGGCAGCUCUGCUACCCCAAGUGACUCUGCCCCACAGGCCACUGAAAAGAAAAAGGAAAAGAAAAAGGACAAACAAAAAGAGAAGAAGAAAGAGAAGCAGCCUUUCGAAAGGGCAAAAGAGCCAGUUCAGAGCUUGAAUAAUGCUGAAAACAAAAAACGCCAGCCGAAACAGAUCUUAGAGCCAAAGAAACCAAAAUUCGAACAUCAACCGCCCCACAUUUCGCAACAUGAAGAACCACUAUCCAAGCGACAGAAGGCAAAGAGAGCAAAGAAGUCAAAAGAGAACAAAAAUAUAGUAUCAGAGCCCAGCGUAGAAAUGAAAGCCAGAGUGGAAGAAGCUGAGGAACACGCAGAUCUCGUGCAAUCCACUAAUGCAAUUCUCAAUGAAUUCAAAGAACAUUUGGCUACCCAACGCCUGGGCUCCGAGGAAAACAAUCUCCACUGUUUGUCGAAGACACCGGACCUGGAGCGUCAACUUCAAUUCUUGAGUAUUGUCGAUGAGAGCUCAAGUUCCUCGGACGAAAGCCCUCGUAGUAUCGAGCAUUCAGUAUUAGUUUCUCCAACUCUCGAGGACAUGGGAAACAAAAUGCCGUCCCAAUUUGGCCUUCUAGGCCACUUGGCUUCACAACAAUCUGAAGACCUUGUUGACCCAAGGGUGAUGCUCAAUACAAACACACCGUUCUCUGCUUUCAUCUGUGGUCUGCAGGGCAGUGGGAAGUCACACACCACUUCUUGCAUAAUAGAGAACUGCUCGCUUCCUUUCCCUGCUCUCGGGGUACUAAAAAAGCCACUUUCAACCCUUGUUCUUCACUACAACGAGUACAGCUCCAAUGUGAGCAAUCAACCAAGCGAGGCAGCGUUUCUUGCUUCUACAAUGCCAGAAUACAGCAAUAAAUUCCACAAGACUAUUCCAGUGAGGGUCCUCACAUCACCUUCCAAUUUUCACAAUCUCGAAAAGAUGUACUCGCAAAUCCCCAGCAUCAGCGUCCACCCGUUUCGCCUUCAGCCUCGUCACUUAAAUAUUGCAACGAUGCUGUCGCUUAUGUCGAUGGGCAAGAAGGAUUCCAAGCCUUUGUACAUGGCUCAAUUAACCAGGAUUCUACGUGAGAUGGCGCUCACCAACAAAGGACAGUUCAAAUACUUCGAGUUCCGUCAACGAUUGAAGGAUCUACGAUUGGACAGAAGCCAGACACCAUUCUUGGAGCAACGCCUAGACCUGCUAGAUUCCUUCCUAGACCUCAAAGGAGCAGACAAGACCAACGGGGACUAUUUCGUCGAUGGCGGAGUCACGAUUCUGGAUCUUUCCUGUCCAUUCAUGGACCAAGAUACUGCCUGUAUUCUCUUUAGAAUUGCCAUUGAUCUGUUCUUGCAUGCCCAUCCGUCUCGUGGAAAAAUGAUUGUAGCUGAUGAGGCACACAAGUACAUGACCAACACUGAAGCUGCAAGCGCACUAACAGAGACCUUUCUGAACAUCAUCCGUCAACAGCGACACCUGGGGACUCGAAUCAUCAUUUCAACACAAGAGCCAACCAUAUCACCCCGUCUUAUUGAUUUGUGCUCCAUCACUAUUGUCCACCGCUUCUCUAGUCCGGAGUGGUACCAAACCAUAAGGAAGCAUCUUCCUAUUGAGUAUAAGAAGGACAACUCAAACCAGGAUGGUAAUGGGGAUAGUACUACCUUGGAUGGGAUGUAUGAGAUUUCAAGUCUCCGUACUGGUGAAGCACUGGUGUUUGCGCCGUCCGCACAUCUUCUGGAUGGCCAUCAGGAAUUAAUGGAUGUUAAACACAAGGUAUUCAAGAUGGUGAUUCGGAAGCGUGUUACUUGGGAUGGUGGUCAGACUAUCAAGGCUGUUCGAUAA